AUGUUGUUUUUCCUAUUCUUAACAAUUACACUCCUGGCUCUCCUGAUUCCAUCCGGUCAAACUAAGGUGAUUGUAGCACGCAACUUCUCAAAUAAUUAAAGUUAAGGCGAUAGUGAAACGACAAUGGCCGGUGAAUCCAAUUCAAGCUCAAAGGAACCAGCGGCUCCGGAUGGAGGUCCGGCAGCACUGGUCAAACGCUCAACGUGUUCUUUACAGGUGGCGAACCUCAGAGGACAGCUUCAAGGAAGGAAUCAGGCAGAAGCUCAGUUCGGGCGUGGCGGCGGUGGAUGGAACCGAGGCGGUGGCUGGGGGAACCAAGGAGGAUUCGGAAGUCAGGGAGGAUGGAACGGUCAGCCCGGCGGAUGGGGAGGACAACCAGGUGGCUGGGGCGGUCAGCCUGGUUUUGGAGCUUCUCCGUUUUUUGGAUGA
This is a messenger RNA of Caenorhabditis auriculariae, 429 nucleotides long. Lineage: Eukaryota; Metazoa; Nematoda; Chromadorea; Rhabditida; Rhabditidae. The record is from the annotation of a GenBank genome assembly.